Molecule: messenger RNA, 1716 nt
Organism: Didymodactylos carnosus
Lineage: Eukaryota; Metazoa; Rotifera; Eurotatoria; Philodinida; Philodinidae
Source: the annotation of a GenBank genome assembly
AUGUCCUCUCAUGCCUCAUGGCUUAAUGUGAACAACCUGCCGCAUGAAUAUGAAUGCCCAUCAGCACCCCUAGUGUCUGACGAAUCAUCUGAGAGAAUUAUCGGAUCCUUACUUGGUCUUGCUCUUGGAGAUGCUUUAGGGGCACAUGCUGAGUUCCGUCCACGAACAUUUUUGCUGCAAAAUCCUGUAACGAAACUGGAAGGAGGUGGUACAUGGGGACUGAGAGCGGGUCAAUGGACGGAUGACACAUCGAUGGCUUUGUGUUUAGCAGCCAGUCUUAUUGUGAAGAAAGGUUAUGAUCCCUAUGAUCAAAUGGUUAGAUACAAAUGGUGGUGGAAACACGGUUAUAUGUCAUCAACUGGACAAUGUUUUGACAUUGGAAAUGCCACACAACAAUCACUUGAAAUAUUCGAUCGACGACAGAUGGUAUUAGCCAAACAACUUCGUGUGCAAAAUGAGGAACAACUUGACAACGUUUCUCAAGAAGAGUUAAGUAAUUGCAGGUUUGACGUUAAUUGUAGCGGUCCAGGAGUUGCAGGAAACGGAGCAUUGAUGAGGUUAUCGCCAGUGCCUCUCUUUUUCUAUCGAUCUCCCAUACUUGCCAUUGACUAUGCUGGUAAGAGUGGCCGUCUUACUCAUGGAGAUGUAAAAGCAGUUGAUUCUUGUCGAUAUUACGCAGCUUUGAUUUGUGGGGCUCUACUCGGACUGUCGAAAGAAAAACUUCUAGACAAAGAUUUCUAUCCUAACAUGGCUAAACGUGGUUGGUUCGGAGAUAAGCCUUUACACCCUGACGUUUUAAAAGUGGCUCUGGGAUCUUAUCAGAAUCCUAAAGGGUACGACGGAGGUAUCAGAGGGAAAGGAUACAUCGUUCAGGCGUUAGAAGCUGCUCUAUGGGCAUUUUGGAGUGAUGAAGGAUCAUUUAGGGACGGAGCUCUGAAUGCUGUUAAUCUAGGGGAUGAUGCUGAUACGACAGCUGCUAUUUAUGGUCAAUUAGCCGGAGCUUACUACGGCAAGAAAGGAAUCCCUUCUGAUUGGUUACGACAGUUGUAUGCUAAAGAGUUCAUAAGUUGUGUAGGUUUAUGGUUACACUAUGAAGGCUACGAAUGGCAUAAACGGUCAUCAGGUAACGCGAACAGGAAGAAUAGUCAAAGUGUUACAUCAACUGCUAAUUUUGACGAAAGAAUUCAUUGUCCUGUGCAAAUCUCGCCCACACAUGUUACAACCAGUUAUCAACAACAGGGACAUGGAAACUAUCCGCCGCCACCAUACAGUGAUAAUCAUGAAAGUGUUACAUCAACUGCUAAUUUUGUCGAAAGAAAUUAUCGUCCUGUGCAAAUCUCCUCCACACAUGUUACAACCAGUUAUCAACAACAGGGACAUGGAAACUAUCAGCCGCCACCAUACAGUGAUAAUCAUGAAAGUGUUACAUCAAUUGUUAAUUCUGUCGAAAGAAAUUAUCGUCCUGUGCAAAUCUUCCCCACACAUGUUGCAGCCAGUUAUCAACCACAGAGACACGGAAACUAUCCGCAGCAGUCGUACAAUAAUAAUCGUCCAAUGCGCUAUGAGUUAGCGCAAGAAUCAUCACCUCAUUGGUCAAGAGAUCAUACCAGUACUAUGCUUCGAACAAGAGAAAAAUAUUCAUAUAAUUUUUAUGAGUCACAGCAGCAACAAUCGCAAUCUCCAUACUACAUUUUCAAAACGACAAAGUACAACUAG